AUGUCUACCGCCUCAGCCAAGACCAACGCCAACACGCCUGCUACCACCAACAUCAACCCCGAGCAAGCCGUCGCUUUCGCAGCUCUCAUACUGGCCGACGACAACCUUGCCAUCACACCCGAGAAGCUCCAGGCCCUCCUCAAAGUCGCCGGUAUCGAGAGCAUCGAGCCUAUCUGGACCACUCUCUUUGCAAACGCCCUCCAAAAUAAGGACGUCAAGGAUAUCCUCACCACAGUCGCCACUUCCGGCCCUAAGGCCGGAGGUGACACCGCCCAACACAUGCACUGCGAUGGUGCACUGGGAGACGGUGAUGCUGGAGACGACGAGAUUGAUAUCUGUGUUGGACUGGACAGUGACGACGAAGCCAUGUUCGGAUGCAGUUUAUUUGAUUGA
Ascochyta rabiei is the source of this 393-nucleotide messenger RNA. Its product is annotated as Phosphatidylserine decarboxylase. The transcript has a single exon. Gene Ontology annotation, molecular function: protein kinase activator activity; ribonucleoprotein complex binding; structural constituent of ribosome. The record is from RefSeq and is a predicted model, not a curated record. Gene Ontology annotation, biological process: cytoplasmic translation. NCBI's taxonomy places the organism in Eukaryota, Fungi, Ascomycota, Dothideomycetes, Pleosporales, Didymellaceae. Gene Ontology annotation, cellular component: cytosolic large ribosomal subunit. The coding region runs from base 1 to 393 and encodes 130 amino acids.